Auanema sp. JU1783 is the source of this 1818-nucleotide messenger RNA. The record is from the annotation of a GenBank genome assembly. Lineage: Eukaryota; Metazoa; Nematoda; Chromadorea; Rhabditida; Rhabditidae.
AUGCGAGUAUCCGCAGCCCUAGUGGGCGUUGGCUCACUUGUUGCGACUGCAGCUGCUGUAGCGAAUGCUUUCGUCCUUAAUAAACAAUUUUAUCCUGCCAUGGUAUACUUAACCAAGAGUAGUGCAAGUAUGGCUGUAAUUUAUGUGCAAUCUGUAAUUAUUAUAUAUUUAUUAUUUCAACUAUUUAAACGUAUUUUCUUCGGGGAUCUUAGAGCAGCAGAAGCCGAGAAUUUAUCAGAAAGAGCUUGGCAUGCUGUUAUGGAAACGUGUCUUGCCUUCACCGUUUUUCGUGACGAUUUUUCUCCCUUCUUCGUCAUGCAAUUCGGAAUUUUACUUUUUGUUAAAAGUUUUCAUUGGCUUGCGGACGAUCGAGUAGAUUUGAUGGAAAGAAGCCCUGUCAUAACACUGAAGUUUCAUGCUCGGAUGUUAGCCAUCAUUGCUUUCCUUGGUGGGAUUGAUUCCUAUUUAGUAUCGCACGCUUACUUCAGUGUGUUAAUGAAAGGAGCUAGCUCACAAAUCAUAUUCGGAUUUGAAUAUGCCAUUUUGAUAACUCUGGUAGUUCAUAUAUCAAUAAAAUAUAUUCUUCAUAUGCAUGACUUGAGAACAGCUCAAUCUUGGGAGAAUAAAGCGGUUUAUCUUCUCUAUUCUGAACUUGUUAUAAAUUUCUUCCGUUGUAUCCUGUAUGGCUUCUUCGCCCUCAUCAUGAUGCAACUUCAUACACUACCGCUGUUCUCUAUUCGACCAUUCUAUAUAUCAGUCAGAGCCUUGACGAAAGCUUUCAACGAUGUAGUUCUUUCUCGAAGAGCUAUCCAUGCUAUGAACAAUCUCUUCCCCAUCGUUACAUCGGAAGAGUUAGCUGCCAUGGACUCCACAUGUAUCAUUUGCCGUGAAGAGAUGACUGCUGAUGCUCAGCCAAAACGGUUACCUUGUUCUCAUGUCUUCCAUACCCAUUGUCUCCGAAGUUGGUUCCAAAGACAACAGACUUGUCCGACAUGCCGUACAGAUAUUCUAGCGGAAAGAAACGCUGCUAAUCCACAAGCUGCCCCUCAAGCAGCUAAUGUUCAGCAAGCACAAGCUCCGCUAGCUCAAAACUUCAUCCCUUUCCUCGCUCACCAACUUGUUAACGGUCAGCAACCUCCUCAACAAGGAGCCGCGCAACCAAACAAUCAGGCCAAUGCAGAUACACCUCUCGCAAAUAACGUAGGUGGACAAGGGGUUCCGCAACAAAUUCCUCCUUUUGCUUUCCCACCAGGAAUUCCCCCACCUUUUCCACCAUUCAUGCCACCAUUUGGAAUGCCCGGUCCAAUGUUUAUGCCGCCUCCCCCACCCGCACCCUUUACAUUCCCUGGAAGACCUUCAUAUGCUGGAUUCUCCGAUGAGGAGUUGGCAGCCAUGGAGGGCGAUGCAAGAGAAGCUGUCGAAAGAAGAUUACAAGCCUUACUCGACAUCUAUACGCUAUUAGAAGCCGCUGGUAUACAAAUGCAACAGUACACCAAUCUGAUUGCACCAACAUUACCAAAUUUCCCUCGCGCAACUGCUGAAUCCACCGCAGGAGCAACUCAAGGAUCAAAUGGUUCAACUGCAUCUCAACAUUCUAGUCAUUCACCCUUGCCAACCGAUAAUUCGACAAGAUCCGAUGGUGGAGCAACACCUCGUUCGCAAGAAGAACAACCUAACGAACCUUCUCCUUCCAUUCCAACUCAACCUCAGGAUAGUGGAGCAAGCUCCUCCGAAAGUGUACCAAACGAUGCGUCUACAAGUAACAACACGGCUGAAGAGAUUAGACAAAGGAGACUUAACAGAUUCUCUCAACUUUGA